Labrus bergylta (ballan wrasse) is the source of this 8703-nucleotide messenger RNA. RefSeq names its product tet methylcytosine dioxygenase 2 (gene tet2). The record is from RefSeq and is a predicted model, not a curated record. Gene Ontology annotation, cellular component: nucleus. Lineage: Eukaryota; Metazoa; Chordata; Actinopteri; Labriformes; Labridae. Gene Ontology annotation, biological process: positive regulation of transcription by RNA polymerase II; myeloid cell differentiation. Gene Ontology annotation, molecular function: DNA 5-methylcytosine dioxygenase activity.
GAAGAAAAAAAAAGAGGAGGGAGCAGAGGAGGGAAAGAAAACCUGUCUCUUUGUGUGGGAAGGACCCGGCAGGAAAGUGAUUUUGUGAUUAUUUCAGUUUGCCAGCAAAGCGAGGCGCUCCCCUUCUGACCUGCAGCCACAUCUCGUCUACUCUGCGCCUGUGUAGCCGAACAAACCGAAGCCACAUGAGUGUGCUUCUCAGGCCGCCAAACAGCGACACCCGGGCUUCUCCUGAUGAUGAGAGCUGACGUCAGACUGGUUUCCAUGAAUAUUGAUGUGGAGGAUAGUCUGUUUCAUAGAAGAACAGAAGGAGGCAAGAUGGCUGCCCUUUAGGAUUUGUUAAAGAGAAGCUCCAGACGGUUUAUUGGAAUUUCUACAAAGUGGAGGGACGUAACCAGGAGGACGGACAGAGGGCAGCCCUGUGGAUGGACUCUGAGCAGGCCAGAUGGAAACAGAACAGGCCAGACAUGAGACGGAAGAAAGUCGGAUGUUAGCACAAUUUGGCUCAUCUCACAACAUCUCUCACAAACUCCAGAAUGGAGACCAGUCCUCAGAGGGAGAUUCCCCUGAGAACACUGGGGAUACAAACUGGAAUCAUUACAAGCCCAGUGUAGGUACCAACUCCAUGAAGAGGCACAGGGAGACCUGCAACAGCCCAGCCUCUGUCUAUGGGCUCUUUGACGAAGGACCCACAAUGACAAAUGGAGAUUUGAUGAAUGGAGACUUGAAGAAUGCACUCACUGAGCAGUCCUUACUGGCCCACCAAUCCAAGAAAUUUAAAGUAAAUUCUGAAAUAAAAGGAAAUGAUGACUUAGGCUCCAGUUUGUUGGAUAACUUCCCUGAGAUGACAAAAGCUACAGAAUUUGAAUGCAAUACCCCACAGAUAGAGAAUAAGUCAGACAAAAGAAAUUAUCAGUUUUCUAAUGGAGAGAUUUUUAGUUUACCAAGGAAUAAAGCAGGUCCAAUUCCAAACGGUGCUGUUCCACACCCCUCAACCAUAGAAAGCACUCCAGGUGAUCUAUUAGAGAAAACGUUGUCUCAGUAUUAUCCUGAGCAAGUGUCAAUUGCGCCACAAAAGUCAAGGGCCCAGCUAGAUGAUGUCAAUAAUUCAAGAACAAAUCAACCUCUCAAUGAAGGUGCUCAACCCCCUUCUUUAACCUCAGGGCCCCUAAAUUCAGUUCAAAUUCCUGACUCACAGCAACAGCGACCUGUGGCAUCAAGCAAUGUGGAAGGAGGCAGCAAUUAUAACUCUGUCAACUACAUGAUGAAUGGGUAUUCCAACAAUUUUGAUGCAGACCACCAGCAGCACCAACAACAUCAGCAGCAGCCACCAACAUACCCUAGUAAGGAGAUGAAUUUGGGUCAUCUGCCUGGCAUGAUCCCAUCUAGAAAUUCUGCCAAUGGCUCACAACAACAUCAAAAUGGUCCACAGUGCUAUCAGGAUGAAAAAAAUCCCCAAGGUUUAUAUACGAAAGCCAAGCAGGGGUUUAACCAGGACUCGUUUUUAGAGCAGAAUGCUCCUCUACAGGUAGCAGAGGCAAGGGGAUAUGGGUCCUUUCCUAGGUCUGGGAUGCAAAAGAUAGCUCUAAGUGAGGAAACAGGGGCUAGUCAGAUUCAGAACCAUGGCACUGACAGGGGACAUCAUUAUGGGAUAAAACCGCAGACCUUAAACCAAAAUGGUGGCAACCCACAAAGAGCUGACAGUAUGGGGUCCAGUCUCCAGCAGCCACGUCACGCUGGAUUAGAAAAGGGGAUCGAGAACAUGUCUCAGCAGAGAGCCAACUUAUCAUGCUCAGCUCCCCACCAAAGAGACUGGACGGAGCUGAACUCUUCAAAUUCCCAGCAGCAACCAGCAAAUGGUUCAACAGCCAGGGCACAGGAGCAUGGCAUGUGGAGAUGUUUCCCUGCUAAUCCUCAAACAGAGCAGCAGGCAACUAACACCCAGGUUCACUGCCAGAUGUUGGAGCCAAAUUCAGUGCAAAGAUUCCAGGCACAGGGUGUUUUCACAGAUAGCAGCCACGGUUCCAACAGCUACCAGCAGCAACAGGAGGACAGUCUCCCAGUCCAGACCCACUGUGUCCAGCAUAACACUGCCCCUGAGUGGCAGCAAUCAAAUUCUAAAGCUUCACAAUUGAAGCGACCUGUACCCCAGGACAUGCCUGAGCAGAGAAUCUUCCCCCAAAAUCAGCAAACAGACAGCAACUUCCACACCCAGAUGCAGCCCGAGCACUUAAGUGAAGAUCCUGACCUACAGGAAAUACUAUCACCUGGGUUUUUACCAACAGAGCAACAGCAGCAACAACAGCACUCUACUCUUCAACGCCCCCUUUCCCAACCAACCCAAUUUGAAGGGCAGCAACUCAAGUCCCCUAACUACAGACCUCACAGUCAACCCCAGCCAAGUCAGCAGCAGCUUAAACAGAACCAUUCUCUUAUAAACAGUUCUACUCAAUCCAAUAACCAACAAAUCCAGCACAAUGACCAUGCAACCUUCAGUUACAAUAACACAUCAGAGAUGCAACAGCUACAACAUCAUCAAAGGCAUUAUCCACCGAACUCAGGCACCAGUAACCUCAAGCCGUUUCUAUCACAGCCACCAGACAACAACUGUCACCAGCAUAACCACAUGGACAUCCCACAUACCUCUACACAGUCACAAUCUCACUUACCACAAGGCAUUUUGAACCAACAGGUAUCAACACAGAUGUAUCCUAAAGCUGAACACCAGCUAAAGGUAUCAUGUAAUCAGAUCCAAAGGGGAACUCAACUACCUCUGGGACCCAUGAGUCCCCUUGGAGACCUUCAGAGACAUGCAGCUCUGCGUAUGCAUCUGUUACAAAGGCAAGAACGUCAUGGCCCUCAGAGUCUCAUUGACUCUAAACUUGGCUUAAGACCUGUCAAAAUGGAAAAUGGACCCAGAUUUGAGGUGCCUUGUUCACAGCAGCAAGAUCGGCAAUUACAGAUAAACGAUGCAGGCAUACGUGGAAUGCAAGUGAAGCAGGAGAAUCAACAAUCUGUGUGCGAGCGAAGCAAGAAACCGGGAAGCAUCUUGGCAUCAAUGGAACAAAGCCUCAGGCAGUACCAGCUUUCACCUGUGUUUGAAAAGAAAUCCCUUGUCAUCAAUUCAUCAAAUAAAGUCAAGGUGGAAUCCUCUGGGGCAGUCACAAUCCUGUCAACCAACGCUGACCUGACAGGAGUAGAGUCAUCUGCAGCUUCUUCACCCAAUGUAGCUCUAAAGAAACCCCCUGAUUCUACCCCAAAGAAGGAAAACCUGCUACAAAGCUUUAUGGACUCUCCUAUGAAGCUAUUAGAUACCCCUAUAAAAAAUCUAUUGGAUACCCCUUUGAAAACACAAUAUGAAAUUGCAUCAUGCCACUGUGUUGAACAAAUCAGUGAGAAGGAUGAAGGCCCAUACUACACUCAUUUGGGGUCAGCGCCGAAUGUUGCCAACAUCCGGGAACAAAUGGAGAAAAGGUCUGGGCUAACAGGUCGUGCCAUAAGAAUUGAAAAAGUAAUAUACACAGGCAAGGAAGGGAAAAGUACACAGGGUUGUCCCAUAGCCAAAUGGGUAAUUCGACGAGCCAGUGAAGAAGAAAAGCUACUGGUGUUGGUGCGAGAACGAACUGGUCACACUUGUGACACAGCCUGCAUCAUCGUGGUAAUUCUUGUUUGGGAGGGCAUUCUUCCCAGUCUGGCAGAUCGCCUCUACCUCGAACUCAGUGAAACUCUGAAAAAGCAUGGAGCCCACACUCAGAGACGCUGUUCUCUCAAUGAGGAGAGAACUUGUGCAUGCCAAGGGCUAGAUCAAGAUGCCAGUGGAGCCUCUUUCUCCUUUGGCUGUUCCUGGAGCAUGUACUACAACGGCUGCAAAUUUGCCCGCAGCAAAAUCCCAAGAAAAUUCAAGCUACUAGCGGAUGAUGUGAGAGAGGAGGAGAAAAUAGACCACAACUUUCAGAAUCUGGCAACCUUAUUGGCUCCCUUGUAUAAAACUUUGGCACCAGAAGCAUAUGGAAACCAGGUGGAACAUGAACACAGGGGAACAGAUUGUCGUCUGGGGCUCAAGGAGGGCCGUCCCUUCUCUGGGGUCACUGCUUGUCUGGACUUCUGUGCCCAUGCUCACAGAGAUCUUCACAACAUGCAGGGCGGCAGCACUGUGGUGUGUACAUUAACAAGGGAGGAUAACCGAGAGAUUGGCAAAAUACCAGAGGAUGAGCAGCUUCAUGUACUACCCCUUUAUAAGGCUUCCAACACUGAUGAAUUUGGAAGUGAGGAGGGUCAGCAGGAGAAAGUCAAGUCAGGUGCCAUUCAAGUCCUUAGUGCCUUCCGCCGCCAGGUGCGAAUGCUUGCAGAACCUGCCAAAUCUUGCAGACAGAAAAAGCUGGAUGCUAAGAAGGCAGCUGCCAACAAGAACGCCAUGUUGGACAGCGCUAAUGAUAAGGCAGAGAAGACCCUGAAUGCCAAGUCUAAAGGUGGCACUUAUGAGAAUACCACUCAGAGCACUAUGAUGGCAGGUAUUAUUCCAGGUGCUGUUGGGGCCACUCUGCAGCCAGGUCAACCAACAUACCCCCUUGGGGCCCAUCAUCAGCAACUACAGCAUCAGAGUGUUCUUCCACCUUAUCCUGGCUCAAAAAACACACCCAACUACCCCAGGUUCCCAAACCACCCUGGGUCUUUUCCAAGCACUUCCAGGCCAGGAAGCAUGUAUCCCCCUCAGCGACAAACACCAGCAAGCCCUUACCCUUCCCCGCUCCAUGUACCAAACUCCUACAUUAAUGGAUCAAAUCGUCCAUACCCAGGAUAUCAAUGUAAUGGAGGAAUGCCCCUUGACAAUUACUAUCCAUAUUAUGCCUCUAACCCAAAGCAUCUUGACAUGUAUCGACAACAGCGGCCAGCCCUUUACCCGGAGCAGCAGUAUGGUGUACAUCAACGUUAUGAGGUCAAUUAUCCGCCAAGGUACAGUGAGCCAGCUUUACAGGUCAAUGGUUACAAUACCUGCGGCAUGAGGCCAGUACACCACAUGAGAUCUUUUCCACCGUUUGGUCCUAAUGGAGCAUCAGACCCUCAGUUCAUGGAUCCCCUCUCAAGAGCACACUCAACCCAUGGAGGUCGAGACUAUACAGCUGCUGUGAGCAAUGGCAACCAGAUGGGAGGAUACCCAAAUCCAUACCUUUCUCAGAGCCCUCAAAUCUUACCCCCGGGCAAAGAUCCUUUCCAUAUGCAAAUCAAAACCGAGAUGGUUACGCCCCACCCACAAAUGCUUUCUGCUCAAUUAAGUGGUGGGAGUUUAAACCCUGAAACACAGUCAGGGUUAGGUCUGCAUAAUGGUAUUAAGCCAGAGCCUGGAACACCACCCACAACCCCAAAAAAGCCUGAGAUGUGGUCAGACAAUGAGCACAAUUUCUUGGACCCUGAUAUUGGUGGUGUGGCAGUGGCACCAACACAUGGCUCAGUCCUUAUAGAGUGUGCAAAACGGGAGCUCCAUGCCACAACGCCCGUGAAAAAUCCUGACCGGAACCAUCCAACACGUAUUUCCUUGGUCUUCUACCAGCACAAAAAUAUGAAUGAGGCCAAGCAUGGCUUGGCACUAUGGGAAGCCAAGAUGGCAGAAAAGGCUCGAGAGAAGGAAGAAGAUGCAGAGAGGAAUGGGGGUGAGGGGACACCUAGCAAGAGUAACAAGAAAGGGGUGAAACGAGAGCAUGUGGAGUCAGAAACCACCGGACCGCCUCCUUACAAGCGUUUUAUCCAGGCACUUCUGGAGGGGUCCUUGUCAUGCACAACAAACACCUAUGUCAGUUCCUCUCCGUACGCCUUCACUAAGGUCACGGGGCCUUACAGUCAGUUUGUGUAGUAAAUAUUUAUGAAGAAAAAAUUGAAGGGGGUAUUGAUGACAAAAAGACCACAAGCACCACUGGCCUUUUCCAAACACUCCUUUCUAUCUGCAAUGUUAGUCACAGUGUUGCAUAAAAACCUGUGAUCAGAUGGGAUACACAAUAGAUAAUCUAUUACAUCAGGUCUUUCAACUUUUUAACAAUCAAGCUUUACAUUGUCAACUUUUACAAUUACAUAACAACAAUAAAUCGCUGGUGCUUUCAGUCUGAUACAUAUGGACCUAUUUUUAAUACGAACAAAGUUUCAUUUUUGGGGGCUUUACUUUUCUUACAUUUUGGAGAUGCCAUCUAGGCGAACAACACUGACUUUGUAAAUGACAACAUUCAAGGUGCUAAAAUGAGUUCUUAUAAACAUUUAUUUCUUUUUACAAUAAUGCCUUUACAAUUUUACAACUCACUCUAUGAUUGACCCUCAUAUACUUGCAUCAACAAGACACUGAAAACAUAAUUAUACUGUUAAAUUGUCAGCUUCAAAAUGUUUGGCAAGUCAGUGUUUCUGUAAGCACUUUUAAUAAUGACAGUUAAGUAAUACUGUUAAAUUAUAAGAGCUGGUUUAACUGUAUCUCUACAUAGAGUAAUUCAUUUCUAAGCAUCAGUUAAGUAAUGAAUUUAUGGCAGAGGGUUUUAUGAGCAAUCCGUGAAAAUGUUUUGUGUUCAUGCAAAAACUUUUUAUCAACUAUCAAUAUUUGGUGCUUCUCUCAGUAGGUUCUCUCACUUUCUUAUGUCAUUUAUACUGUAAAUUGAGCCAUUCUAAUGGUUAAUUUUUAACAUUGAGAAAAAAUAACAUCAACAACAUGGUGUUGAUUUUGUUUUUCAAGGCUCACUAUGUUGUUAGCCACUGUUUUAUUGUUCCUUACCUUAGGUUUAAUGAACAAACCUGGACUGUGAAUAUUUCAUGUAGUUAAAUGUCUGUGGUGCUUAGUUUAUGUGCUUUUUAAACACUGAGGAACAUAAAACAGGGUAAGCUCAGCGUCAGUUUCAGGGGGCAGCUGGCUUGCUGUGGGGUCUAUAAUUAUUGCAAUCUAACUGUAAGAUAAACAGAUGAGAUUUGUACAGUAAGUUAAUUUCCCUUUUGGAAUUACUGUUGUUGAUUUUGUGUUGUAAAGAAUGCUAACAGCCUAUUUCAUUUAUUUCUUGGGGUUUCAACUGAUUUCAUAUCAUGAGGUGCUAAACAACCUGCUAGAGAUGUACAAUGUGAGACUCGUUAGGCAAUGAGAAGGCUUUUAAAUAAUGUACAGUACAGACCUGUCAUAUACCUCAAAACUAUUUUGGCAAUAGGAUAAAAGCAUUUUUUUCCUUCUUGUAUUACUUUCAAAGUGUUAAGUACAGCUUUACUUCAGGCCACCAAAAGAUAUAAAAGUUCAUUUCUUACUUUCUGAACAAUCCCAUUGAAAGUAUGACUUGAACUUGGAUCUUUGAUGUUACUGCAAAAUCAGGGACAAUUUUAAUGUCAAUUUCAAUUUUCUUUUACAUCUUAACUGUCUGUAUUCAUCUUGUCAUUUUCUCAUUCAGGUACAUGCCAUUGCAUCCUGAAUCCAAUUGUUGUCUUCUUUACUUUAAACAGACAAAACCUUUGAGAGGAAAAGUAAACAGUCCCUCAAAGUGUACCUUUAUUUUAGCCACUAGAAGGUGGUUAACUUUAAAAGUAGAUUGAACAUAUAUGCACUGAGUUGACUAAAGGGAAAGUAUGAUGACUAAAUAAAAAGCAACGCAUUUGCUUUUGGUAUAAGGCAAGACCAGGGCAGUGAUUUGAGUAGUUGCACAUGUUUGUGCCUGUUUAUCGUUAAAUUUAUUUAUAACCACUAAGUAAUUGUAAAAUGACUUAAUUUCCCCACCUUUUUGAAUGAAUUAAUGCGAUGUAUAAUUGAACAAUUGUCAUGUUGUAGUUACCUUCCCCAACCUACAUAACUUUUUCAGUUUCUGAAAGCACUUCAUUUCUUUUUUGGUAAAAAAAAUAUGUAAUAAAGAACUACAAAACAUUUUAUUUAAACAAAUUGUAAAUGUGUUUAAAAAAAUUAUGUCACAUUGUACAUACCAAGAACCUGUGUUGCAGGAAUACAAUUCAUUCUUUUAUGUUGAUAUAGGUUCUUCUUGUUCUGUAAAUUUGACCCACAGCACCUUUAUCAGCAAUUCUCAUCACAUCUUCAAAUAUCCUUCUGGCUCCUUCAGGUUUAAAGAAUGAUCAUGGUUAGAUAAUCCAGGAAGUCUUUGUAAAUGUGUGCUAACCUUCACAGCUAUGUUUACAGUUAUAGUAACCUCUUCGCUCAGACAUUAGAGGUUCUAGCUCUUUUUUUUUUUUUUUUUAAACUGUCCAGCUUUGUAAGAUAAAUCUACAAAAAAUGUCAAAUGUUGUUGUACAAAACCCAGCAACAGUAGCAGGUUGUGGCUGAGAAAGGAGAGGUAUCUAAGAUAUAGCGGGUUUAAAAGCAUAGCCAUACUUGAAGAUGCUUCAGAGUGUUUCUGAGUGAGUCAACAUUACUUGAAUGACUUUCUGGGCUUAACUAAUGCACUACAUGUGCUCAGCUCAAGAGGUUCAGCUAGCAGUUGAUACAUACUUGGUCUUUGCAGUUGGACACUAAAGGUAUAAAAUAAAAGAUCAACUUUUUCCUGUUAUUUUAUUUUUUAAGGCUUCCCUUGUUCUCCUGAAGUUUGGUUUGCUACAAAAAAAAAGGAAUAAAGGAUGGAUAUUAAUACUGUAAGUAUUGUAAUGUACUGACUGCAGUUUAUUUGAAAGCUGUUUAUUAUAUCAUUCCUGAUAUUGCUGAGAUGUGGGUGUUUUUUUUAAUAAAAUGUAUAUUUAUUUAAAGCAAUUUGA